AUGCUGCUCAAGUUGGUCUGCGAUGACGGCUGCGGCUUCGUGCGGCGUCUGGGGGCGACGGAGAUGUGCGUCGGGUGGGUCGUUGCGGAGGACGUUCCCCUCUGCGACGCCGCGCAGGUUGUGGCGCUUAACGCAGCCAUCGACGAGGGGCGCCGUGAGACGGGCGACUCCACCGCAGCCGCGGCAGCCACGAAAACAAUGGAGCUCCCGAGCCUAAGCGAGUACGCCCUUUUGUCGCCCGCGUCCGGGCAGCCGCUCGACGUGCGCUGCACCCCGAACGAGCUUGGCCUGAAGAGUGGCGCCACCCUGCAGCUCGUGUGCACGGCAGGGCAGCCGCGCAGACGGCGAGGUCUCUCUCCCGGGACGAGUCCCUCGCGGCGGCGGCAGCAGCAGCGCGAGCCGCCGGCCGCCAACACGGAGGAUGACACGGAGGAGGAGAACGAUGAGGUUUACGCCUCGCGCGGGUUUGGGUGGUUUCCGUUUCUGCUGCGUCCACGCGAGGGGGAGCCGCUGGUGCUGAUGAGCGAUCCGCGCACGCCUGUGCAAGAGACCGACGCGCAGCCCAAUGCGCGGCCGCUGUGCGAGACCUGCGCCGCCCUCGUCUCCCACGGUGAGGCCCUCCGCGUCGCCGUCGACCCCCACUACAAGCCGAUGCUGAUGCGUCAGGACUACCUUGAGAUGGCCAUGGAGAAACUUGGCGGCGGUCAGCUGCAUCGCUGGCAGUCUCGCUUUAUACAAAUGUCGGAGAAGUCGAUUGACUGGUUUCUGGAGAAGCCCAAGCCGGGGGUCAAGAGCCGCAUUCACGGCCACCGCUACAUCGUACGCGACGGGGAGUGCCAGGUGGAGACGCUGAUCCGCCACCCCGACCCGGAGAAGUACCCACACUGCAGGGACAAGCACUUCAGCUGCUUCGCGGUGGCCUUCCGCAACCCCGGCAAGACGUACUUUUUUCGCGUCAAGACGGAGCAGCAGCACGAGCUGGCGGUCGGCUUCCUCGAAAAGUGCAUUAGGCGCGUGACGGAUCGCGCCCCCGCGCGUAACCCUGUCACGUGGAAGCAGCGGGUCGACCAGUUCCUCGUCAACGCGGCGCAGCUGGGCGAGGUCUACUCCACCAGCCGCAUGUCUAUUGAGGCGCUACAGUCGCGGAUGCACUCCCUCGAGCAGGAGCUCGCCGAGGCGCUAGAGCUAAAGCCGAGGCUGCUGGCCGCGGUCGACACGCAGACGAGUUACGUGCAGGCGCUUUGUGGGGAGUUGGCCGGCUACGAGGCGGACCUGAAGCGGGCAAAGCAGCGGGUGCGGGCGGCAGAGGCCCGCGUCGCCGAGGAGGAGCGGCUGCUGCAGGAGCAGCAGACCGAAAUGGGCGACGAGGUCCACAAGGUGGCGCUUCUAACACAGUACGCCCUGCGGCAGCGCGAGGGGGCCGAAAAACGCAUGGCGGAACUCCGUGAGCGGGCCGCGGCGCUGCAGGAGGAAGAAACCGCCGUGUUCCGCAGGUGGUGUCGUCUGGAGGAGCGACACCGCGUACGGCGGGAGGCGUUGCCGCGCAGCGGGCUGUACUCCUUCUCUGAAGACGGCGUCGGCGUUCCCUCCGGCACCCCGCGUCUCUCGAUGGAGCUUGCGGCGUCGGCGGCGCGACUCACGCUGAACUCGGACUCGCCCUGCAGCCUCGCCACCGCGUUACCGUCGCCGCAGCGCCAACUGGUGUACUCCACAAGCCGUGAACGGGAGCCCUGA
Messenger RNA from Trypanosoma conorhini, 1734 nucleotides. RefSeq lists its product as uncharacterized. The coding region runs from base 1 to 1734 and encodes 577 amino acids. Lineage: Eukaryota; Euglenozoa; Kinetoplastea; Trypanosomatida; Trypanosomatidae. The record is from RefSeq and is a predicted model, not a curated record. The transcript has a single exon.